Molecule: messenger RNA, 3000 nt
Organism: Dicentrarchus labrax (European seabass)
Lineage: Eukaryota; Metazoa; Chordata; Actinopteri; Moronidae
Gene: gje1a
Product: gap junction protein epsilon 1a
Exons: 4
Coding region: 199-813 (204 amino acids)
Biological process (GO): cell communication
Cellular component (GO): connexin complex
Source: RefSeq, a predicted model, not a curated record
UUGUCCAGUUUUGGCUUUUGGAGUUUGAAUUUGGAUCGGUGGGGGUUUUCUUUCUGUGUUGGUGGCGGGUCGCCCAGGGACUGUGUGUGGGACAACAGCAGCUCUUCCAGAAGUGUGUGCAGUGCAGGGUGUGUGGUUUUUUUGGGUUUUUUUUUUGACCUUUUUUGACUUUUUGCUUUUCCUGAUGGUGAUUUAGUCAUGUGUCCACGUAAACAAACGCCACAAACCCAAAAACUCAGGCCUCCUACGGUGAUAGGCCAGUUCCACACCUUGUUCUUCGGCUCGGUGCGGAUGUUCUUUCUGGGCGUUCUGGGCUUCGCCGUCUAUGGGAAUGAGGCGCUGCACUUCAGCUGCGACCCGGAUCGCCGAGAACUCAACCUGUACUGCUACAACCAGUUCAGACCCAUAACACCUCAGGUGUUUUGGGCGUUACAACUGGUGACAGUGCUAGUUCCUGGGGCAGUGUUCCACCUUUAUGCAGCCUGUAAGAACAUUGACCAGGAAGAGAUCCUUGAACGACCCAUCUACACCGUCUUCUACAUCAUUUCUGUUCUUCUGCGCAUCAUUCUUGAAGUCAUUGCCUUCUGGCUACAAAGCCACCUCUUUGGCUUCGAGGUCCACCCGCUGUACAUGUGUGAUGCCAGUGCUUUGGAAAAGACUUUUAAUGUGACUAAGUGCAUGGUUCCCGAACACUUUGAAAAAACCAUCUUCCUCAGUGCCAUGUACACCUUCACUGUGAUCACCAUACUUCUCUGUAUUGCUGAGAUAUUUGAGAUACUCUGCAGACGGCUUGGGUAUCUCAACAACCAAUGACACAUACACACAAGCACACAUAAAAUGACUUAGGGUGAAAAUACUGUAUAUGACACUAUUUCUGCCAGUUUUUAUCAAUCUCUUGGUUAGGUACUGCUGGACCUUUAUCAUACAGCGAGCUAACGUAAGAGCACAACCUCACCUGUGGUCCAUUGUGAGUCAGUUGCACCAAGAAAUUUGAGAAUGUGCGACAGUGUCAUAGCUGGCAAGUCUGAAAUAUUUUCUAGGUGUUUUUUUGCCCUUAAUGAUAGAGUGAUCAUCCCUAGUUGUAUUUCAGAUAUCAGUGGGUCUGUACUGGCUGUGUCCAAGGGUCUUGUAUGGACGUGGUGGCCAGAGAAUAUGUUCCUCUGACUCUGAACCGUUGGGGGAUGGGAUAGGAUUUCUGGUUUUCUUCAGGGUGCUACUAAAAUCUGUGACUAUGGUCGAAUUAGAGCACAAGGUUAGCCUAGUUUGUCACAAACCUGGUGGCCCAUAACAGUUUGAGGGUCCCUAAAACCCUGUUCUUGGAGUUGUACCUAAGAUCUGAUACUCUUACAGAAGAAACGCCCUGGAAGCAUUAGCUGCACAUAUGUUUGCCGUAUGCUUAAGGGCCUGGUGUGCACUAAAUGCAUCAAGAUUCAUCAAAUCAACGUCUUCUCUGAACUUUUACAGUUUCGGAAAGCUUUGAUGAAAAAGCAUUAAGUCUUCAUGUUAUGUAAUAACAACCAACAAUGCAACAAUAAUUUAGCUAGUCACAUAAUUCUGUAUAAAAGUGCAUAGUCUGGCUUGUCUUCCAAGUGCUGAUCAAAUAUGACAGGCGGACUAUAGAACUGGCAAUUGAUUAUCACUUAUGUCAUUCUUCAGAAACUGCGAUCCAGUAACCUUACCCAUGGGCGAGUGAAUUGCAGGUGCCAUUGCUCCUGACACUUCCAUGUGUGACAGUUAUUGCUUCCAGCCCGUUCUGACCUUUCUUUACAUCAACAUGAGCGCUUCUGAUGGGGUUGUCUUCCAUAUCAAAUAUCUGUUUGAGCUUGGUUGGUCUUGAGCAACCUUCAACUUGACUUGUAGAAUUGAGGAUGGUUGUCUCCAACAGGCCAUUUAUUUCAUGCGCCAGAAAGGAUAAAACAAUAGCUCAGUUUACUUCAAUGCAUCUUCAAACAGCGAUGUAUUUUGAUGCUAUCACUAAAAAUGGUUGAAAUGUAGUGUUUUACUCUUUGCGGGUAAAGAUCUCCCCAAAGAUACAAAAUUAAUUUAAAAGGGGUUGAUGUAAUAAUCUAAAUUUAUAGUCUAAAGGAUCAGUGAUAACUAUCAUUUGAAUUUGGGUAUACAAUUGUGUUGGGAUGAAAAUAUAUUUAACAGUACUACAAGUUGCAACGUCUUUUAAGUAUCUGAAAAAAUCAUCAACUGCCAGUAAGAAGAAAUACUGCACAUCUUUUGUGCUUAGAUUUUUAAUAUAAUUGGAUGUCUCAACAUCCAAGGUGAGACUGAAACAGCUCUUGAUAAAAUAUCACUGUGUAGUGAAGUUCCUAACAGACAUGGACAAAAUCAGAAUAGAAAUUUGAAGUUUUUAGAGUUUCAAGGCCCUAUUGGUCUCAUAUAUAAUGUUAUAACUAUUAUUUUUAUGGAUGAAAAGCAAAAGUGCUCAUUCAGUCCAGAUAUAUUUGAAAUGAUGGUUGAGCUUUUGUCCAUGUCUGAUUCUCAACCAUCUCCCCUUAACCCCGACUCUCUUAAUAUCACCUUUUCCUAGCUUGUAGUACUACACAUAAUACUUUAUGUACAUUUGCCUUUGUUGUCACUGUCAAUGUAUUUUGAAAAUUAUUACCUCUCAUGUUUUGUAAUGUUUUUUUUUUAAUCAGACAUCCAUCCAACUUUUGUUAUGAAGUUUUCAGCAAUCUGUUUAUCAUCUCAGGUACAAAAUUGCAUUACCAGACAAAAGUGGAUCAAACCCUCAUUUCAAAUCCUUUUAAACUCUUCGAUAAGCUUUUCCAGCACUGAGGGACCACUCCAACUGAUCCCAACUUACAGUAAGAUUGUCCUGGUUAGUCUGAUAGGCUUUAAGAGGAUUUGAAACAGGUAUGUGACUCCUGUGAUUUGGGUUCGUCUGCGUUCUGGUAUCUAUUAGUGGAGAAUGGUUGUAAAUUUUGCCUCUAAAAGUUCUGUCACCAAGGCUUAGACCUUGUUUCCAUUAAAUAAAAAUGUAAAACUCCA